AUGGAAACCAUGGAUAUGCAUGACUUGUUCAACGACCAACCGGAAGGUAGUGGUGGAGCCGAAGGAGGUGAGGACGAAACGGUAAUUGACGAAGAUGAUUUCAUCGAUCCUUUCGACCAAAUCGUUUAAGAACUAGAUGAAGUGAAGACAUCUAGUUACCGUAAGGAGAACGAAGGAGAAAAACACAAAAGAAGGAAGGAGCAGUUAAAUAGACUAUACGUCAUCGGAAAAUUUAAUUACAUAAAGUGAGAGUUUGCCAGAAGAUUGUUUAGAAGUGAAUACCGAAUAGAUCUGACCGACUGGCAAAAUUCCAGGGAAUUUAUCUCUCGUUUGGACAUCACUAAAUAUAAGCUGACAUUCGACGGAACUGAAGUUGGAUACAUUGAUACGGGUGGUGCGUACAGAAUGUCUGGAAAUAAAAAAAAUUCCGGAUCUGUGACAAAGUUCAGAAAGCAAUAUGAAAAAGCACUUGUAGAACAUAAGAAAAAAUUUCGUAGCGUGAUUGAAGAGGAGACCCAGGGAGAGGCAUCGGGAGCGAAUGUAGAGGAUAUUUACGAAGACGACGUAGAGGAACUCCAAAGGGAAGUAACCGUACAGGGUGACGAUCUUGUGGAACAGGCAAAAAAAUUGCAGGACGAAGGAAAAAUAGCGGAACAAGAAAGGAGAGAGUUUGCAGGAGUAACGCUACCCAAGGGUCCACCUGAAGAUAAGAUUCAGCACGUGAACAUGUUGAUGAAGGAUUGGAAGAAUAAUAUGGAAAGUAACACGGACGCCGAUAGACGAAGGAUUACGGAAAAUGCCGUCGGUGUUGCAAAACGUGUCAUCGACAACGCAGAGCUGGAAAUGGGACGGGUUCCACAUUCGGAAAGCAAAACAUCGUUAUAG
This is a messenger RNA of Paramuricea clavata, 885 nucleotides long. The record is from the annotation of a GenBank genome assembly. NCBI's taxonomy places the organism in Eukaryota, Metazoa, Cnidaria, Anthozoa, Malacalcyonacea, Plexauridae.